GGAGGUGUGGUGGUUGACACUUUCUUUUCCUCGACUCUUUGCGAUUGAGCAUUUGCGUCACCUACAGUAGGGUAUCGUUAAAUGUAUUGAAAUGGUAUGCGCCAUGGUUUCUCAUAAAUUCUAGAUAUUCUUUGUUUAUUUUUAUUUUGUAUCUCUGUCGCAAUACUUGAAGAGAUUAGCGUAGUUUAGUUGGCAUCGCAACAACUCACAAUACAGUUUAAUGCUAUAGUUACAUUCACAAUCAUCAUGCAAUGACUUCGGCAGCAAGAGUAGGAAGUGACGCUUCGAAGAGCAGAAAAGAAAAGUUUUCUGUUUCUGAAGAGGGAGAAAAUGCAAACUACAAAUUGUGCCAGCGAUGCAUACUAGCCUACAAGGGUGUCUCCCAUAAAUGAAUGAGGCCAGUGGACAUCCAGACAUCUCUAUCAGCACCGGCAACCUCUCAAUACACCAGGAAGAGGAGAUAAAGGGAAGAAGUGUUUUUUUUUUUGUCUACGUUUAGUCCAACUCCCUGACAUAUGGUUUGAUGAUUUCCAUUCAAAUAUGCAACCCCCUCUCCUAGGGUGUGUUCUGUGAACAUUCUAUUCCUUUUGUCUUCAGAUUGGGCCAGUUAAAGGGGACAUAUUUGUUGGUGGUUUGUGUGGCUGGGGGACUGUAAUGCACCUAGUACCCCAUAGCCCCCCACUUCAACCUCGCCCGUUAUUCAUGUUAGCCAUGAGUUUACCACCCCAGCAGAAACCCAACAGUAAGAGAACAGGCAAGCGCAUCUCAUUUUUCAACGACCAAGGAGUGGCGAUGAAGGAGACGUCCUCUCAGCAACAUCCAGAAGGUUCUUACUACGCCCUUGGUGCCCCAGCCUCAGGGCCUGGUCCUGGGCAGAGUGAGGCUGCAGGCACCGUCACCUCCACAACCUCCAACCCAGAGGCCGCCCAUACUGGUAUGUACCUCAACUCAGUGAUAUUCAGCCCAGAGAAAGGAGACCAGAGUCGGGGACAUUACCAACAGACUGUACCCAUGAAGUGGGUUCACCAGGACCCAGCAGCCCAACCGCAGCCUCCACAAAGAACUGGGACUGGGAACUGGACACAGGGUGUCACUAUGGCUAACUGGGGGCAGAACUUUGCGCCGUACCUAGGGGGUGUCGGUGACUCACGUUCCCAGGUCCAGAAUGCCUUUGUCAAGCAGCAGAUCCGUGAGGGGCCUUCACCACUGCAACCACAGCAGCCCCAGCCCCCUAGUAGGGCUGCAGAGAAGCAGCCACAGCAGCAGCAGGUGGUUAACCCUAACUCUCUCCCUGCUGGAGGAGAGGCCUACAGAGACAUUAGGGAUGUGGCCAAGGCUCACAGUCUAGAGUGGGAGCAGCAGCAUCAUACUUCCCAACAGCAGUCCCAGUCUCAGGCGUUCCCACAGACCCUUAAACCUGGUGCUCUAAACGCCCAGCAGCACAGCACAUCCAACCCUGGGGGCAGCUCCGUGCUUCAGCCCUUCCAGCUAGCCUUCGGCCAGCCCAAGCAGCACCUAACGGCUGGCUACUACCAGGUGUUUCAGGGGGGCAACAGGACUUUACCCAAUCUGAACUACACCCAACAACCCCCACAGCAUCCCCAACCCCCUCAGCAUCCCCAACCCCCACAGCAACCCCAACAGCAUCCCCAACCCCAACAGCAUCCCCAACCCCAACAGCAUCCCCAACCCCAACAGCAUCCCCAACCCCAACAGCAUCCCCAACUCCAGCAGCAGCUGCAACAGCAGGAGCAGCAGAAAAUACAGCAACGUCAACAGCAACAAAUAUUACAGCAACGACAACAAAUGCAACAAAAACACCAUCAGAUGAAGCAGCAAAUGGUUCAGCAGCAACAGCAGAAAAUACAACAGCAACAAAUACAACAGCAGCAAAUACAGCAACGAAUACAACAACGACGCCAAAUACAACAACAGCAAUUGCAGCCACAACCACAACAUGUACUAGAAUUUUACCCCAGCAACCAAAACCCACCUACCCACCCACAUCCUCUCUCCCAGCCGCCCGUGUUGGUGCACUCCCAGGAGACCAUUCCUCCACCAACCCCCCCAGACCUCAAGGAGACAUCCCCAGACUCUCCACACAUUCCCCCGCACAGACCCCCAGUUCCCCCACACAGAGACACAGCUCCAACCUCCCCAGCUCCAGCUGCAGCCUCGACGGUCCAGGAGACUCUCCAAGGAAGGUGGAUCACCACCAGUUGACAAC
Molecule: messenger RNA, 2227 nt
Organism: Oncorhynchus tshawytscha (Chinook salmon)
Lineage: Eukaryota; Metazoa; Chordata; Actinopteri; Salmoniformes; Salmonidae
Product: mediator of RNA polymerase II transcription subunit 15-like
Exons: 2
Coding region: 655-2223 (522 amino acids)
Source: RefSeq, a predicted model, not a curated record